AAGCUAAGCGCAACGAAAAACAAAAGAAGCUGAGCGCGGAGCCCCCGAAUCCAGGGGGAAAUUAGUUCAAAAAAUCAAAUGAGUUUGUUCUUCCAUUGGAAUAUCAGAAUGUAUAAAAAAGUAAAAAAGAAGAAGAAGAAGAGAAUAGAGGGAUAAUUGCUUUCAUGAAUUUCAUCAUAUCUUAAAAAUGGCAGAACCCUCGUGCUCCUCUCAUCUGCGGAGAUAGAACACUGUGUAGGUCGUUACACUUUGUAUUUCUAUCUAUGCAUAAAUAGAACCGAAAAAAAAAAUGAGGUGCAACAGUACGGCUCAGAAGCGGAACCCCAUCGCCUCAAAGAAGUCGGCGCCUCCGCAGAACGGCUCCACCGCUGAUGGGACCAACCCUAAGCCCUCCUCCCCUUCUCAUUCGGUUGUUGCAGGGGAGAGGACAGUGAAGAAUCUGAGAUUGUCUAAGGCACUUACUAUUCCUGAGGGGACCACUGUGUCAGAUGCCUGUAGGAGAAUGGCGGACAGGCGUGUUGAUGCUGUUCUCUUGACUGAUGCUUAUGCCUUGCUUUCUGGGAUUGUUACUGAUAAGGACAUAACUACCAGGGUCAUGGCCGAAGAGUUGAAACCAGAUCAGACAACAAUUUCGAAAGUAAUGACAAGAAACCCAAUUUUUGUGAACUCAGAUUCAUUGGCUAUAGAUGCUUUGCAAAAGAUGGUCCGAGGGAAAUUCCGGCAUCUCCCUGUGGUUGAGAACGGUGAAGUUAUAGGUGUGUUAGAUAUUACAAAGUGUCUGUAUGAUACCAUAUCAAGAAUGGAGAAGGCUGCAGAGCAAGGAAGUGCAAUUGCAGCUGCAGUCGAAGGCAUCCAAUGUCAACUUGGAAACAAUUUCUCUGCACCAUUGGCUUUUAUAGAAACACUUAGGGAGCGCAUGGUCAAGCCUUCACUGUCCACUAUCAUUUCAGUAACUUCUAAGGUUGCAACUGUAUUGCCUUCAGAUCCUGUUUAUGUUGCUGCUAGAAGAAUGCGUGAAUUACAGGUCAAUUCGGUUCUUGUUAUGCUCGGAAGCAACAUCCAGGGGAUACUCACCUCAAAAGAUAUACUAAUGCGGGUUGUAGCACAAAACCUAUCUCCUGAGUUGACAUCCAUCGAAAAGGUUAUGACUCCCAGCCCUGAAUGUGCAACCCUAGAGACAACUAUUCUGGAAGCAUUGCACAUAAUGCGUGAUGGGAAUUUUUUGCAUCUUCCAGUUGUAGACAAAGAUGGAGGUGUGGCUGCCUGCCUUGAUGUUUUGCAAAUAACUCAUGCUGCAAUUUCUAUGGUUGAGAGUAGCUCUGGCACUGUGAACGACGUUGCAAAUACAGUGAUGCAAAAUUUCUGUGAUUCAGCUCUUAAUUUGGAAGCCUCCGAUGAUUAUGACACUCGCAGUGAGAUGUCUAUGUCUCAGAAUGUCCCUUCAGAUGAUACCGAGCAUGCAAAAUCUGCUUACCCAACUCUUGGCCUUGAGAACUCGUUUUCUUUUAAAUUCAAGGACAAAGUAGGACAUGUCCACCGAUUUAAUUUUGGCACUGAAAGUCUAGCUGAACUCGUCUCUGCUGUUAUGCAUCGGGUGGGUGCAGACAGUGAUCAAAAUCCCCCUCAGCUUUUGUAUGAAGAUGAUGAAGGUGAUAAAGUACUGCUCACGACAGAUGAAGACCUUAUUGGUGCCGUAAUUCAUGCAAGAUCCGAGGGGCAAAAGGUUUUGAGGUUACAUUUGGAGUAUCGCUCUUCAAAACAAGAGACAGAGCAGAUAUUGUCUGAAAAGACGGAGAGUGGUGAGUCGUCAUCUACACGUUACGGCAUAUUUGCUCGUGCACUUCUUCUCACAGGCAUUGGUGUGUUAGUCUGCUUGAAGCGCACAAAAACUUGAUGAUGGCUUGUUUAUAUACUUCAUUUUUUCUCAGAUUUGAAAUCACAUUUUUGGGAUAAUUCACUAGUAAGUAGGAAGGAUCUCGGAUGACCUCAAUUUUUUUUUUUACUUGUUUUGUUUUAUUUUAUUUUAUUUUUUAAAUUCUCGCUUUGCUACUUGUGACAUGUUAGGGAAGAAGCAUUGCACUGUAUAGUGAAUAUUACUUCAAUUUCUUAUUGCAGUUGUGUGUAGUGAGUCCAUAUGAUUAACAGAGUCUC
Striga asiatica is the source of this 2151-nucleotide messenger RNA. Lineage: Eukaryota; Viridiplantae; Streptophyta; Magnoliopsida; Lamiales; Orobanchaceae. The record is from the annotation of a GenBank genome assembly.